Messenger RNA from Ustilago hordei, 1926 nucleotides. RefSeq lists its product as uncharacterized. NCBI's taxonomy places the organism in Eukaryota, Fungi, Basidiomycota, Ustilaginomycetes, Ustilaginales, Ustilaginaceae. The record is from RefSeq and is a predicted model, not a curated record. The transcript has a single exon. Bases 1 to 1926 code for a protein of 641 amino acids.
AUGCUACCGUCACUCUCACUCAGUUCGUCCAGUUUAGACCAAUUCCGUAAAAACGUCUAUCGACCUCGACUCUGUCUCCUCCUACUCCUCGUACUACUUAGUCCAUAUAAUGCAAGCCAACUUACAUCUUCGCCCGCAGAAGCCGUCAGCUUCAGUCAACCAGCACAACAAGGCUGGUCAGUAAGCAUCAUCGAUGGUCUCGUUGUAGCCGCUCCCCCUCCCGCUUCGAAGCUGCUGGAGUCGGUCUCUUCUGCUUUGCCGAAGAAGCUCAAAACAGAAGAGGCCGACGCCAAGACUGGCACCUCUGAAAGCAAGGCUUCCAGUCCUUCACCUGUUCCAUCAGUGCCGAAGAACAAAGCAAGCAAGGAGACGUCAGCUCAAGAGGGACAGCCGUCACCAGGCUCCCUCUUCCGCUUGCCCAAGCUAAGCUGGGGUCUUGUUGUCGAUGAGCAUGUCUUGCCUGCCCUGCUGCCACUUCAUCUGCUUUGGGCGAUACGAUUGGGAGGUAUGGCGGUAGAAGAUGGGGUGGUGAAGAGCUCGUUACUCGGCGCAAAAUCGAGCUUUCACUCUGUCACCUUACCGCUUAUUUAUCUUGGGGUGCUUAGCAUGCUCGCGAUUCUCGCCGGUCAGCCAGCAACAGUGUCCGUAAUCAGCUCGCUCUGUCAUGACUGGAGGAUACAGCUCGGCUUCGAGACACUACAACAAGACAAAGACGGGGGGACCUCGUUCAAUUCUAGUCUCAAGGCUGAUGGACUGCUGCCUCUGUCGCUGUUUGUGAUGCUCGAGGCGGCUUCUACCGUGGUGCACCUGUCAAGUGUUUUGACAAAGGUGGAUGCGGAGCUGAUAUCCAGGAUUGUUCCUAUGCAGAUGAAGCUUCCUUCUCCAUCGCAUUUGCCGCCCUUGGUGGAGCUUUUGCCGUUGCCGAGAGCAGUGAAGGCGGCGUUGACAGAGCCAGUAGCUAACACUGCUACAGCUAGGUAUGCGAGAGGACGACGACCGAUGAUGCCUUCUGUCAACCCAGCUCCGCCUUCUGCCCCCACAAAUGAUGGGCAUGCAGCAGCCCAAGCUCCACAGCAACAACAGACACAAGCUCAACCUACAGCCAACACAACAGCUGUCAACACCACUCAACCCACUGCCGCAGCUGCCCCUACUACCACCGACGACUCUAUCCCUCAGCAAGUGUACCGUCGAGUUGAAGCACCUCACAGCGAAAUCCUUCGCACAACCUCGGUCGCACGACCCAUCGCCCCGCUCCGGCUACCCGAAUCCGAAAUGAUGCCGACAAUCCCCGGAUCCGACGCUUUUCCCCUUUCCGCCUCCCAUCGACUCCGAGGUCAAUCCGUCCUAGUCUCCACCAAAUGGAUCUCCGACACAGCCACCUCUCUAUUCGACAAACUCAUUGGAACCCUGCUCUACGCAAUCAUCACUCUCCGUCUCCCCACUCUUUCACCCACUUCUCUCCCUCCCGUGCUCUCUCUGCUCAGUUUGCGGUCUGAACUUGCAUCUCUCACUCAAAUCUGGUCUAGAGCAAGAAGUUCAGUUGAGUGUCUCGAAUUUGUAAGACGGAGAUGGGGAGUGGUGCUGGAGGAAGGGAAGGAUCCAUAUACAAGUGUCCAAAGGCCGAGAGCGGCAAAAGAGGCGGGGGACUACAAGUGGAAGUCUUGUGAUGAUGUGUUUUGUGCGAUUUGCUUCGAACUCACCCGUAGCAAGGCGAUGGAAGGUGAGGGUGAGGAGAAGGAGGGGGAAAAGGAGGGAGAAAAGGAGGGGAGGAAGUACGAGUUUUGUAGAUUGGACUGUGGACAUGAGUUACACGAUGUUUGUUUAGUGUCAUGGUUGACAGCACAGGCUUUUUGUCCUACUUGUCAUGUUGUGCUUAGUUUUAGUCCCAGGUCGUCGUCCAGGAGGAGUGCUGCUCAGACAUGA